This is a messenger RNA of Adelges cooleyi (spruce gall adelgid), 1588 nucleotides long. It is a transcript of the gene Rad23, whose product is annotated as UV excision repair protein RAD23 homolog B. Lineage: Eukaryota; Metazoa; Arthropoda; Insecta; Hemiptera; Adelgidae. Gene Ontology annotation, biological process: nucleotide-excision repair; proteasome-mediated ubiquitin-dependent protein catabolic process. The coding region runs from base 233 to 1264 and encodes 343 amino acids. The record is from RefSeq and is a predicted model, not a curated record. Gene Ontology annotation, molecular function: polyubiquitin modification-dependent protein binding; damaged DNA binding; ubiquitin binding. The transcript is spliced from 7 exons. Gene Ontology annotation, cellular component: nucleoplasm; cytosol.
AGUGAGAUAUUAAGUAUUAGCUAUAUCAUGAGUCACGGUGAUCGAUGUUGAGUACUGUUGCUGCGAAGUCACUUAUGUUGAUAACUUUUUUAAAUAAGUUUAUUGAAUAAUUUUAAGGUAGAAUACGUCGCUUCUUUUGCGAUUAUACAUUACAACCAAUAUUGUUAACUUGAAUUCGUCAGUUUUUGACAACUUUAAAAACAAUCAAAUAAUUGUUUUAAAAGCAACAACAAUGCUUAUCACAUUCAAAAAUUUGCAACAGCAAACGUUCAAACUCGAAAUCGACCCCGGAAAAACGGUUAGAGACUUGAAGGAAAAAUUACAAUCGGAAAAAGGUGGCGAGUAUUUGGCAGAAAAUCAAAAACUUAUUUAUGCAGGAAAAAUACUCAGUGAUGACUCUAAAAUAAGCGAUUGUCACAUUGAUUCAAAAAAAUUUGUUGUCGUUAUGGUAUCCAAAGCUGCUGGAACCACUACCAGUACUGAUAAGCCAUUGACAACUGCUCCAACGACAUCAACAUUGGAGAAACCAAAAGAGAGCACUCCGGCCAAAUCAGAAAGUAAACCUGAUGACCAACAAACCUCAUACGCCACAGCUCCACCUACUGCACCAGUAACGGAAUCAGCUUCAGGGGAUGAAUAUGAAAAAAUUGUUCAAAACAUCAUGGAUAUGGGUUAUGAAAGGACACAGGUUGAAGUUGCACUAAGAGCCAGUUUUAAUAACCCUGAUAGAGCUGUGGAGUACCUUAUUACUGGAAUUCCUGAAGACUUGCAAGCUGAUCCGGCUAUUAACCAGUCUAUGAGCAAUCUGCUUAAUGAAGAUACUGGCAGUUCGACUGGUAGUAGCCAGGGAAGUAUACCGACACCUCCAAAUGACCCAUUGGCAUUUCUGCGCAACCAGCCAACAUUCCAACAAAUGCGUACGGUUGUUCAACAAAAUCCUGAAUUAUUAAAUUCAGUAUUACAACAAAUUGGUCAAACUAAUCCAGCUCUAUUACAAAUGAUAUCAAAUAACCAAGAAGCGUUUGUGCGUAUGUUGAACGAACCGGCCGAAGGGGCGUCUGCCAGUUCUUCUGCCCCUGCAGCAGCUGCUAGAAGCCCAACAGGCGGUUAUGAAGUCGCAAUUUCCACACAAGAUAAAGAAGCCAUUGAUAGAUUAAAAGCCUUAGGCUUUCCAGAACAUCAAGUGGUGCAGGCAUAUUUUGCUUGUGAAAAAAAUGAAAACAUGGCCGCUAAUUUACUAUUGACUCAAGAACCCGAUGAUUAAUCACUUAAGACUCCAAGGCUGAAAGAAAUCUGCAUAUAUUGUAACAGCUAAAGAAAUAUGUUAACCUUAUUUCUAAUAAAUUGUUUUGAAAUAUUGCUUUAAGAAAGAAAAAUAUUUAUAAUAUUUUAGAGAUUGGAAAAGAUCUUUUCCUUUUGAAGUGUUUUUUAUUCUGUUUUCUCUCAAGACAGAAAUUAAAUUUAACUUUUCUUAUAAUUAUAAAUGUUUUUUUUUUCAUAUAUAAUCACAUAAAUUAUCAUAUAUGUUGGAAGAGUGUUUAAUAUUUACAAUCCAAUAUUAUAAAUAAAAUGAACAUGUUACAGAAUA